CAGCACCACGCACAGCACCCCUACCGCAACCAGCAGCACCACCGUGACAGGAACCAGCAGCAUCACACGCACCAGCGCCAGCAUAACCAGCAGCACCAGCGUGACCAGAACGACUGGGACCAGCAGCCUCACGAGCUUGUCGGUAACGUUGUCAGCCACGACCACCUCGUACCAGGACUACACGCUGCUUCCCCCUGGCCAGACCUGCUACGAGGCCGACAUGCAGGACGUAACCCGACAUGCGGAAUGCUUUGGACCUGCCAUGGCGCUGCUCAAGCUCAGCUCUGCUACGACUAAGGAUUAUACUGGAGAGUUCAUGCCGUUCACUUGCGUGUACGUGGAGGGCGCCUCAGCUGUUCACUUUGGGGAUUCCACCUCCGAGACAGCCGCGGCUUCCCAGAACUACCAGUACAUCUGCAUCGGUGUCCUGACGUCGACUGCAACAGCAGCACCACGCACAGCACCCCUACCGCAACCAGCAGCACCACCGUGA
Prorocentrum cordatum is the source of this 493-nucleotide messenger RNA. The record is from the annotation of a GenBank genome assembly. NCBI's taxonomy places the organism in Eukaryota, Dinophyceae, Prorocentrales, Prorocentraceae.